UACAUAAUUUGCCUGAUGACUUGGAGUAUAAACCUCCCUCUCCAUUAUUGUACAUGGAAGGACUAUCAUGGGAUUACCAGCCAUCGAUUAAUUUGGUAGAGAAGUUGCAAUGUUCUGUAGUUGAAUACUAUCACACAUAUAAAACAACAAAGUUAGACAAAUCGAAUACCCCACUUUAUUUUAUGGCCUCUAGUGCUGGAAGAGGAAAAUCUCGAAAUGCAACUGAAUUAUCUAAGAUUUUGUGCAGUUUAUUUGUUGAUGAUCAGAAGCUGCAAGAGCUGAAGGAACGUCUUGAUAAUGCUAUGGUCUUCAAUCUUUCAUUUGAGAAUGGCACUGCAAUUGAUCUGAAUGUGGAGAAGUCUGCCAGUAAUGCUAUUGGCAAGCGAAUGUUGUUUCAACUCAUGGAAUCUGAGAAUUGGCUUGAAGUACGUGAUAAAUAUAAGGAAAUUGCACCAAUUGAUGUGUUACAGAGGAUUUCUAAGGGCAUGAAAUUUAAUGAUCUAACUGUCAUUAUUAUUAUUGAUGGAUUGCAAAUGGCAAUGAUAACACCAAAUGAUGGAAAGGACAAGUCUUCCUUAUUUUAUUCCUGUAUGACUGAAUUAUCUCUUCUUGCUUAUAUGGGUCCAUUUGUCAUUAAUUGUUGCACAGCAACUUUCAGUCGCCCUUUCCAUGAAGUUGUUGCAUAUUCACAUCAAAAAAUCUAUCUUCCUAUACACUCUUUAAACCCUCCACAAAGACAAGGAAAGCCCGUUUUUGCAAACAAACCUCUUCUAAAUAUGCUUGUUAAUGACAUGGGCGGGCAUGGUAGAGCUCUAGAGGCACUUGAGAUAGCCAUCAAAGGUAAAGACUUGGAUAAUUGCAACUUUGCAGAAUUAAUGAAUGAGAUACGUGUGAGACUUGUUGACCGUUAUAGUGAAUGGGUUUGUAAGAGCAUCUAUUUAAAACCAGUCCUUCAGAUAAUAUUGUCACAGAAAACUAUACAUGAGAAUUUCAUCAUCCCUGAAACAGAAAUCAGAAUUGCAGAACUCUCACAAUUGGGACUGGUUCAGUUUAUGAAUGAUGAGGGAGAAACCGAUCAAGGACGAUUGUCUUGUCCUUACAUAUGGAUUUGGAUAAUGGCAAACAAGUCAGAUGAUCCUAUUCUUAGUAAUUGGAAUUUCCAAUACUAUCAAGAAUGUCAAAGUAUGGAUGAACUGACUGUUCCAUCAGGAUACCAAUAUUGGCAACAUUUUGAAGAUUUCAUUUCUAGGUUUCGUGUACUCAAAUCACAGCUGUAUGGUUAUGGGGACAAUGUUCUGUUGGAAGAGCUUCACAAAGGAGCAAAACAUAAUUUUUACAAUUUAACAAUCACAAAUAAGCCAUUAUUACUUGAAAAGGCUGUCAACAAAGUAAGCACCAAAUCAAGUGAUAGUACCACAAAUGUAAUGUGUGAAAACGGUAAUGUGAAAAUUAAAGAAGCCUUGCACUGUAUUAUCAAUGCUACUGGAGCUCUGUCCGGUGACUGUUUCUGUCCUAUUUAUUUCACUGGCACAUCACAGCUUUGUUUUGAAAGUUACCAAUGUAAGCUUUUGAAAAAUGCUUCAAUAGAUCAGAAAGAAUUUAAUGUAGAGUAUGAAAAAGCAGCAUGUGAUCAGGAUAUUUUCAUCUUAUUUACACAUGGGUCAUCUAAUAUUGUUCAGCUUCCAUUAAGUGCUAGCUUUUCCCAUUUGACAGCAAUUACUGGUAUAGGUGUAAAAUUUGCUUCAAAAAUAAUUGAAGAGAGAAACAAACGUAAAUUUGAUAACAUUACUGAUGCUAUUACCAG
Molecule: messenger RNA, 1804 nt
Organism: Entrophospora candida
Lineage: Eukaryota; Fungi; Glomeromycota; Glomeromycetes; Entrophosporales; Entrophosporaceae
Source: the annotation of a GenBank genome assembly